Wyeomyia smithii (pitcher-plant mosquito) is the source of this 2698-nucleotide messenger RNA. RefSeq lists its product as uncharacterized. Bases 15 to 2486 code for a protein of 823 amino acids. The record is from RefSeq and is a predicted model, not a curated record. NCBI's taxonomy places the organism in Eukaryota, Metazoa, Arthropoda, Insecta, Diptera, Culicidae. Gene Ontology annotation, molecular function: nucleic acid binding; RNA-DNA hybrid ribonuclease activity. The transcript has 2 exons.
AACCAGAAUUUUCAAUGCUGGAAUUUUCAAUUGCCCUCGCGUCUUGUAAGAACAAGGCUCCAGGACCGGACAGGAUCAAAUUUAAUUUGAUGAAAAACCUGCCGGAUUCGGCCAAGAUACGAUUUCUUAAACUGUUUAAUAAGCUUAUCAGGAACAAUGUGAUCCCAAAAGCUUGGAGACAGGUUAAGAUUAUCGCAAUCAAAAAGCCAGAUAAACCUGCCGCAGAUCACCGCUCGUAUAGGCCGAUUGCGAUGCUCUCAUGCAUACGCAAAUUGCUUGAAAAAAUGAUCCUGCGCAGACUUGACAACUGGGCAGAAACAACUAACCAACUGUCAGAGACCCAGUUCGGCUUUCGUAGGGGCAAGGGCCCUAACGAUUGCCUGGCAUUGCUAGCCACAGAAGCAGAAAUGGCUCUUGGCAGCAAACAACAAAUGACCUCGGUUUUCCUGGAUAUCACAGGCGCAUUUGACUCAGUUUCAAUCGAAAUUCUUUCCGAGAAACUGCAUCAGAGAGGAUUCUCCCCUAUAUUAACAAACUUUUUGAUCAACCUGCUGUCUGAAAAGCAUUUACUUUUCAACCACGGUUCUUCAACAAUAACACGAACAAGCUACAUGGGUCUCCCCCAAGGCUCUUGUCUGAGUCCGCUGUUGUACAACUUCUACAUCAGUGACAUCGACACAUGCUUGACGGACGGCUGCACAAUGCGUCAGUUAGCUGACGAUUGCGUAGUAUCAGUCACGGCGUCUCUGGCUGUAGAUAUGAAAAACAGCCUGCAAAAUACGCUAGAUAAUCUGACCAGUUGGGCCAGCUGUCUUGGAAUUGAGUUCUCGCUUGAAAAAACGGAGAUGGUUGUCUUCUCAAAAAAGCGACCACCACCCCGUUUGGAGCUAGUUCUGUCCGGAAGACCCAUCACCCAGUCACCUAGCUUUAAAUAUCUCGGAGUAUGGUAUGACUCUAAGUGCACAUGGGAAAAACAUAUAAAUUACCUGAAGCAAAGAUGCCAACCAAGGAUCAAUUUUCUUCGGAUGGUAACAGGAACAUCAUGGGGAGCCCAUCCAGAGGAUUUGAUACGACUCUAUCAAACCACGAUUCUGCCCGUAAUAGAAUACGGCAGCAUAUGCUUCAGAGGUGUCGCAGCUUCACACAUGCUGAAGCUCGAGAGGAUACAAUACCGUUGUUUGCGUAUCGCUCUAGGCUGCAUGCAGUCGACACAUACCAUGUCCCUAGAGGUCAUAGCUGGAAUACUACCACUCAAAGAGAGGCUGUUUGAGUUGGCUUUUCGUUUCCUCAUUAGAUCGGAAAUAGCAAAUCCAAUGCUUAUUGCGAACUAUGAGAAAUGUUUGGAAGUUGUUCAGAAACCCUGUAUGUCAGUAUACCAGCGGUUCAUGUCCAUGGAGAUAAACCCUUCGGUUGUUGCUCCAUCCCGUGAGAUUUCAACAUCGCUCAACAAUUCUUCUGUUGUAUUUGAUUUGACGAUGAAACAAGAAAUCCAUGGAAUUCCCGAUCACCUCAAACCAACAGUUGUGCCAUCAAUAUUUUCGGCAAAAUUUGGCCACCUCCCAAAACAGAAUUCCUUUUUCACGGACGGAUCUGUGAUGGAUGGACAUUCCGGAUAUGGCGUUUUCAACACAGAUCAUCGCAUAUCUCGCAAACUGGCACAGCCCUGCUCCAUAUACGUAGCUGAAUUAGCUGCCAUACACAAUUCGCUGCGAAUUAUCGAGCUCAAGACACCAGACAAUUACUUCAUCUUCUCGGACAGCCUCAGUUCUAUCGAAGCUCUCCGAUCGAUUAAACCGGUCAAGCACCCGUCCUAUUUCCUUCCGGAAAUCAGACGGAUAUUAGAAGUGCUGGUUGAUCGGUCUUUCAUUAUCUGCUUUGUGUGGGUCCCCUCUCAUUGCUCAAUCCCAGGCAAUGAAGAAGCUGAUUUAUUAGCAAAAAGGGGUGCCAUAGAUGGAGAUAUAUUUGAUAGACCGAUCACCUAUACCGAGUAUUUUCAUCUGCCCCGACAACUGGCUCUGGAAAACUGGCAGGAAAAGUGGAAUAAAGACGACCUUGGGCGAUGGAUGCACUCGAUCUCGCCCAAAGUGUCUACAAAAGCUUGGUUCAAAGGGUUAGAUUUAACUCGUGAUUUCAUUCGAGUUAUUUCGCGCCUAAUGUCCAAUCACUAUGUUGCAAACGCACACCUCUAUCGAAUAAACUUAGUCGAUAGUAAUCUGUGCGAAUGUGGAGGGUACGAAGAUAUUGACCACAUAGUCUUCGUAUGCCCUAAGUACCACAGAGCAAGGGCCAAGCUUAUAGAUUCUCUCCGGAAACAGGAAGUGACGUUUACAAUGCAAGUACGGGAUGUGCUUGCUAGCCGCAACCCCGCGCUUAAACAUGAAUCAUCGCUUCUUUUUGAGAGACAUGAUCCACCGAACUUAGAUUUUGAUUUCAAAGAGAUAAGAAACCAUCACCCUCAACGAAUAGUAGUAAGGAUUAGUAUUUAGUUAUAAAGAGAAAAACUUUGAUGUUAAUGUUAGUCGUAAGCUUAAAUGACAUGUAUUUUUAAAUUGUAUUUUUAAAAGAGAAAAGAUGAGAGGGUUUUUAUGCCUGUUUGAGGAGGAGCAGUCGGGAUACAGGCUCUACUCAAGCUGGCUUUUCCCUACUCCAAAAGAUAUUCGGCCCCGUUAUGCUUCGCGGUUGGGCCUAAAUAAAUAUU